Microthlaspi erraticum is the source of this 1260-nucleotide messenger RNA. Lineage: Eukaryota; Viridiplantae; Streptophyta; Magnoliopsida; Brassicales; Brassicaceae. The record is from the annotation of a GenBank genome assembly.
AUGGAAGACAAGCGUGCCAAAAAUGAGUUGGUUAAGUUACAAGAUGAGCUGAAGAAAAUGACUACAGAGAAUCAAAAGCUUAAAGAAAUGCUUGCACAAGUGAGCAGCAAUUACACUUCACUUCAUAUGCAUCUUGUUUCACUGAUGCAGCAGCAACAACAACAACUACAAAAUAAUAUUCAUCACAAUAAUGAGGCUGUUGGGAAGCCUGAGGAGACGAUAGUACCGAGGCAAUUUAUCGAUCUAGGACCUUCAAGAACAACAGGAGAGGUGGCCGAGGAUGUUUCAAAUUCUUCAUCAGAAGACAAAACUCGUUCUGGUGGUUCUUCAGCAGCCGAGAGACGUAGUAACGAAGUAAGAGAUGGGAAAAGACUUGGGCGUGAAGAAAGCCCCGAAACCGAGUCGAACAAAAUUCAGAAGGUGAACAAUAAUGCUAGCCCAACAACGUUUGAUCAAUCAUCCGCUGAGGCUACAAUGAGGAAAGCUCGUGUCUCGGUUCGUGCCCGAUCAGAAGCUCCCAUGAUAAGCGAUGGAUGUCAAUGGAGAAAAUACGGACAGAAGAUGGCUAAAGGAAACCCUUGUCCGAGAGCUUAUUACCGAUGUACAAUGGCCACAGCUUGUCCAGUUCGCAAACAAGUUCAACGUUGUGCGGAGGACAGGUCGAUUCUGAUAACGACAUACGAAGGAAACCAUAACCAUCCGUUGCCACCAGCCGCCGUGGCGAUGGCUUCCACGACCACGGCUGCGGCGAACAUGUUACUAUCCGGAUCAAUGUCUAGUCACGACGGGAUGAUGAACCCUACCAAUUUAUUAGCUAGGGCUGUUCUUCCUUGUUCCACAAGUAUGGCCACAAUCUCAGCCUCUGCACCGUUCCCUACCGUCACAUUAGACCUCACACACUCACCGCCGCCUCCUAAUGGUUCAAGCUCUUCCUCUAUGGCUGCCACCAACAACAACAACCAGAGCCACAACUCUUUGAUGCAACGGUCGCAGCAACAACAUCAACAACAACAAAUGACGAAUUUGUCCUCGGGUAUGUUACCACAUGUAAUAGGUCAAGCAUUGUACAAUCAGUCCAAAUUCUCGGGGCUGCAGUUUUCCGGUGGCUCUCCGUCGUCGGCUGCGUUUUCGCAGCAGCAUGCCGUGGCUGAUACGAUAACAGCUCUCACAGCUGACCCGAAUUUCACGGCGGCUCUUGCAGCCGUUAUUUCUUCUAUGAUCAACGGCCACGACGGCGAAGGAAACAACAAAAAUCAAUAG